Puccinia triticina is the source of this 357-nucleotide messenger RNA. RefSeq lists its product as uncharacterized. The record is from RefSeq and is a predicted model, not a curated record. NCBI's taxonomy places the organism in Eukaryota, Fungi, Basidiomycota, Pucciniomycetes, Pucciniales, Pucciniaceae. The transcript has a single exon. Bases 1 to 357 code for a protein of 118 amino acids.
AUGAAGGAGAUGACCGACCCCAACUAUUACAUCCAAGUGACGAUUUUCGACAAGGUGGUUGUUGCUGGCCGGAAGAAGUAUAUCAUGACUUUCUGUAUCAAGCAUCUGAUUCGUUUUACGAAGGAGGAGCAGAUGGAAGGCUUGGCUGAAUGGGCCAAAUGGGGUACCGAGUUACCAAUUAUUGUGACCGAUUCCGGCUUCAAGUGCUACGUUGGCGGCGACUGCGACGUCGGUGUCGACUGUCUGGUCCGUCGAUGCCAAGGGGGCUCAUUGAAACUGACGGUAUCCAGCCGGGUCGCCGAAUACCAACCUUGCCCGUGGCCUCCACUUCCCAAAGACCACGGAUGGAAGAUAUAA